AUGGAUAUUGUAACAUAUACUCUGGAUACAGUGGUUAAGAGGGCCAAUGAGACAGCUGAUGGUACAUACAAUUUUUAUGGGAAUGCCACUCCAAAUUUAGCAUUCAAUGUCAUCAUGUUGGUCCUAUAUGUUGUUCUGCUAAUAACACACCUGAUUUUAUUAAUGUAUAAACAAUAUUUCUUUUCAUGGAUGAUGAUUUUUUCAAUUAUAUUACAAUUUGCUGGUUACUGUGCUAGAGUGGACAGCCACUCAAAUCCUUACUCUGUGGCUUCAUAUGCCGUACAGUCUACUUUUCUAAUUGUGGCGCCAGUUUUAUUUAUGGGUGCUUUAUAUUUCCAAUUGGCUAAAUUGAUUGAAAUUUACGGUCAUAAAUAUUGUCUCAUUAGAUCACCUAAACUAUAUUCAAGAACAUUUAUUUCAUUUGAUAUCUUCUCGUUUCUCAUUCAAGCUGCAGGUGGUGGGAUAGUUGGUUCGGCAGCAUCAGGUAGUUCAGAUACAACUACUGGUAAAAAUGUUUUCUUAGCUGGUGACAUUCUUCAAAUCGUCACAAUGACUGUAUUUAUUUUCUUUAUUUUUGAUUUCUCAUACAAAGUUUUCUACAAAGCUAGAAAAAUUUAUCAAAACACUCACAGUUCAGCAUUAAAAUUAUCAGAAAUUUCACAAAAGAUGCUGGAACCUCAGUACAGAAAGAAAUAUUAUCCGAUCAGACAAGAUCCUGAAAGGUUUGUUUUCAAAUACUAUGUCAUCGCUUUCUCAAUAACUGUCGUAUUGGUGUACAUCCGUUGUUUCUAUAGAUUAGUUGAAUUUAUUGAAGGACAAGAAGGUGCCAUUCACAAUCACGAGGGUUACUUCAUUGGAUUCGAUGGUGUAUUGAUGAUGACUGCUACUUUGCUUAUGACAGUAUUUCAUCCUGGUUUCGUGUUUUUAGGUAGAAAAUAUGUUAUUCCAGUGACACCAGGAAGAUAUGAUCCAGAGGAUAUAGAAGAUAUCUCAAACACUGAUGAAGCAGUAGAAGAAACAACAUCUAUCGAACCAGUGCAAAAAGAUCUAGAAGCAAAUGCCGUGGAGUAUAAUUAUGAAUUACCACCUUAUGAGAACCUGGAAGAUCCUGAAUCUUUUAAAAAUUAUAACAAAGAUCCAAUAAAUUACAAGAACUAG
Tetrapisispora phaffii CBS 4417 is the source of this 1158-nucleotide messenger RNA. Its product is annotated as RTA1 domain-containing protein. NCBI's taxonomy places the organism in Eukaryota, Fungi, Ascomycota, Saccharomycetes, Saccharomycetales, Saccharomycetaceae. The transcript has a single exon. Bases 1 to 1158 code for a protein of 385 amino acids. The record is from RefSeq and is a predicted model, not a curated record. Gene Ontology annotation, cellular component: plasma membrane; fungal-type vacuole.